This is a messenger RNA of Camelina sativa (false flax), 918 nucleotides long. The record is from RefSeq and is a predicted model, not a curated record. NCBI's taxonomy places the organism in Eukaryota, Viridiplantae, Streptophyta, Magnoliopsida, Brassicales, Brassicaceae.
AUGACUAACCAUAAUGCCUUAAUCUCCGAUGCAAAAGCCAGCAUCGGUGUAGCGGUUAGAGUUCCAAACCAAUCUCUCUUUUCUCCCGGCGGUGGCCGUUACAUCAGCAUUCCCCGUAAGAAACUUGUGCAAAAACUUGAGGCCGACCCAAGUCAAACCAGGAUCAAUACUUGGAUCGAAGCCAUGAGGGCUUCUUCCCCUACCAGGACCCGACCAGGGAACAUAUCUUCCCUACCGGAGUCCAAGGAGGAUGAACACUCUUCUUGGAUGGCUCAACACCCGUCAGCUUUAAGCAUGUUUGAAGAAAUCGCUGAAGCUUCGAAAGGGAAACAAAUUAUCAUGUUUCUUGAUUAUGACGGUACAUUAUCUCCCAUUGUAGAAGACCCGGAACGAGCUUACAUGUCUGACGAGAUGAGAAAUGCGGUAAAAGGCGUGGCUAAAUAUUUCCCGACCGCAAUCGUCACUGGAAGAUGCCGUGAUAAGGUUCGUAGAUUUGUGAAACUUCCUGGACUUUACUAUGCCGGUAGCCAUGGAAUGGACAUCAAAGGACCUUCCAAGAAAACCAAACAUAACAAGAACAACAAAGGUGUUCUUUUCCAAGCGGCGAAUGAGUUCUUGCCUAUGAUUGACCAGGUCUCAAAGUGUCUAGUUGAGAAAAUGAGAGACGUAGAAGGAGCAAGCGUCGAGAACAACAAGUUCUGCGUAUCCGUACAUUACCGUUGUGUCGAUCAAAAGGACUGGGGAUUAGUAGCGGAACACGUGACGUCGAUAUUGAGUGAGUAUCCAAAACUGAGGUUAACCCAAGGAAGAAAAGUUUUAGAGAUUCGACCAACCAUCAAAUGGGAUAAAGGAAUGAUGUGGCAGGAGAAGUACAAGAAGGAAGCUCUUUCACUCUUUGAGAGGAAGUUUAUAAAUUGA